Messenger RNA from Momordica charantia (bitter melon), 1176 nucleotides. Its product is annotated as transcription elongation factor B polypeptide. The record is from RefSeq and is a predicted model, not a curated record. Gene Ontology annotation, biological process: transcription elongation by RNA polymerase II. Gene Ontology annotation, cellular component: elongin complex; nucleus. NCBI's taxonomy places the organism in Eukaryota, Viridiplantae, Streptophyta, Magnoliopsida, Cucurbitales, Cucurbitaceae.
AGAAGAAACAAGAAAGAGAAAAGGAAAUGGAAAAGGAAAAGGAAAAGGAAAAAGAAAUUAAAAUAAAAUAAGGUGUUCGGAUGAAGAUUGCAGGCCAUUGCAUCGGUAACUAGUUCAUCGAUCGCUCUGGUUCAACGAUUCUCGUCUCCGUCUUCUCAGACUGUUGCGUGGCAACCUGAGAAAGAAGAGAUCAACAAACAUGUUUCGUGCAAGAAAAAUUCCGUCGCUGGUUGAUCUUUGUGUGAACACGGCUAUAGACAAUCUGAGGUUUCUUGGGGAUGUUGGCGAAACUGAUAUACACCUUCUAGAGCGUAUUUUGCCACAUUGCACUCUUGACCAGUUGAUGCAUGUGGAGAAAAGUUCAAAAGGAAGAGAUCUGACUCCAGUAACUGAUAAAUUGUGGAAAAAGUUCUACGAAAGACAGUUUGGUAAAGAUAGUACUAAUGCUGUAAUUGCGAGGAUGCAGCAGAAAAAAGUGUCAUUUAGAUGGUUGCAAUUAUAUGAGGCGAAGUUGGAGGAUCUAGAAAAGAAUGAGAGCAUAGUUGCAGAUAGAAUUAAACAAUGCUACAAAAAUGAAGAUGCUCGAAAACAAAAGCGUCAAAUACAGAUCUGUAAUAAGGUUCCCCCUUCGAGCAAUAAGAGAAGCUUUGGAGGAACCGGGUUUGGCUACAAUGUGUCCAACACUAAGAACAACUUGCUGAAAAAGGCAAAGAUAGAAGUGCUUCAGAGUCAAGAGAUGAAAAAUAUAAAAGCCUGGCGGAGAAACGCAGUGCAAAAGGGUCCUGGUGUCUCUUCCACAAAGAAGCCAAUGUUUGCUGGAAGGGAAUCUGCUUCAACUUCUAAACAUACUACCACUCAUAUGGCCAGAAGAUAGUAGCACUUCCACUGGCUUUGCUCUUUUACCAAAAACAAGGAUCUGUUCUCCCCACUCAGCGCCAAGGCUCUGUCUUAUCUUCUACUUAGUUAGUACAUGGUUUGAUAAUUUGCUUCUUCCCCCCUCCCCCGUCCAGAGGACACUUCUGAAAAGCCAGCCCCUGUUCAUAAACGCUAUAUGCAUUAUGAUGCAUAUAUGAAUAAUUUAUAGUUGUUUUCCCUUAUCAUGAUGAAAUGUUGUUUCUUAUACAAGGAUCUGUUCUCCCCACUCACCUUUAAUGCAUACAAUAUUGUUUGGUAAGC